GUUCUGGGAGCUCCGCGCUCCUCCCAGGUUUGGGUUUCACUCAACAAAGACUGCCAACCAUGAAAAUAACAUAAAUUCUAAUGGGGAAGUCUCUUUUUCACUGGCUGUUACUCCCUUGUGUGAGACUGAGCAGUAGCUUCCGGAGAUGCGCUCUUUCCAACAGGACUUUGAUCAUCGCGAGCGCGUGCGCGCUUUAUUUGUUGGUGGUGGUUUCACACCUCGGACACUCCGGGAAGCUCCGGCACGGAAGCACCGGGAGAGAGAAGUACCGGCACAUCCGUGGAUUGUAUAAUCUGGAUGUUACAGCCUCUGAGGAUUUUAAGAUCGGAGCGAGUUUUGCGCUCCCGACACGCUCCAACGUGGUCUACAUAACGCUGAAGUCCAAGCGCGUAAAACCGGCACACAUCCGGGGUACAAUCAGACCCAAACUGAGGAGAAAAGUGAGGAGGAAUCAAGAUGAACAAUAUGCUCAUUUUACGCGGAGCAAACUUGGCCCUUUGGAGAGGGACCCAGGCCCAAAUACGCGCCACUUUUCCUCCAACACCUCGCGGGGGGAAACCGGGGAUGUGUUUCGCAAAUCCUUGGCGGUAAUUCAUGCAUCUCUCACGCACGCACAGGCAGACUCUCCCGUCAGCUCUAUACGGAUAUACAGCCAGAAGGCGCCGCCCUGGCUCAGCGCACGGGACGUGGAGGCCAUGCGCUUUCUGGCGGAUGCCAAAGUUUUGCGCGUCAAAGAAGUUUCUCGCGGAGACUCUCCGUCACUUCUGGUCUUCGUGGGCAAGGGGAGCGUUUCAGGGAGCGACCUGAAACGGGUUGCACCGCGGAGCAGCGUGUGUGGAGGGGAGUGUGGAGUCAUCAGCAGCCCCGUGGACACCACGCAGGUCUUUGCCUUCCAUCUGGACAGGGUGCUCGGGUUCAACAGGACAUUGCCAGCCGUGAGCAGACGGUUCGACUUCUUACAUGACGGCCAGCCCUGUCCAGUGGGGUCGUGGGACGCAUCCCUCCUCCCAGAAGGCCGUGCUGCCGGCCGGCCCACCGGGAGGUUAACGUGGGCCGAGUACCAGCGCUCCCUGAAGCAGAGAUGCUGGCAUAAAAACAUCCGCCCAAAGUCGGACUCCGGCUGCCUCCCAGUUCAUCACCUCGAGUGGAGCAAACUGGCUCUGUUCGACUUCCUGCUGCAGAUUCACAACCGCCUGGAUCCGAGCUGCUGUGGAUUCAGGCCCAGGCGGGAGGACGUGUGCGUGCAGCUCGGCCAUGGCGCCGAAUGCGGGGACCAAAACCACAUACAAUUGACCACCAUCAUCCACAGGGGUCACGACCCCGGACACCUGGUCUUCACCGACAACAAGGGGUUCUUCGACCGCAACGAGGACAACCUGGACUUCAGGCUGCUGGAGGGAAUCAAAGAACUCCCAGAGCCGGCCGUGUUGGUGCUGAAGAACAGGAGACUGAGGGAGAGGCUCCUCCAGUCUCUGUUCCUGGACCAGACGUACUGGGAGAGCCAAGGCGGCCGGCGGGGCGUCGACAAGCUCAUCGAUGUAAUUGAGAGGCGAGCCAAGGUCCUCCUCACCUACAUCGAUGCUCAUGGGAUCAAAAGUGUGAAUGAGUGACGAGAGUUCAAGUCGUCUCAUUGACGCGACCUUGAUCCUCUUACAGGACACCAGAGCUAAGUUCUCUUACGAUUUAUAAACGGCUCUGGAGGAAAAACAACUCAUCAGCUAUGAGUCAGUUCUUUUACAUCAACUAUCUCAAGAGCAUGCCGACGUAAUGCAAGUCAAGUAAAACUGGUAAAAUUAACCAGAUGAUUUAAUAAAUAUCGACUUUUUCUCUAAAGAUUUGGUCUGAAUGCUGAUUAACACAUUGCUAAUGAACAACUAUAAAUAGCUCACUAUCCUUUCAAAACAUCCUCAAUUAUGUUGAUGAUCACUGGAUAAUAUAAAGCCAAAUUUGUAUUAACGGAAAAGUCAGUUGCAUAAAAGUGACACUAGAUAGAGACGCUAGGGUUUAAAACCAUCGAGGCAAAAAUAUUUCUUCCCCUGGAAAUAUACUUCCAUUGUUGUGUAGACAAUGUGCUGCAGUUCGUACGUUCCUCCUCCUGAGGCCUUGUAUUAAAUGGAAUGUGCUGCGGGAAUGACAGGAAGCUUUUGAUUAACGUCGCCUUCGUCGCCGCAACCCGGAUCCAGUCUGCUCGCUCCGGGUCACAUAUUAACUGACUUUUCCAUAUUCAUUUGAUACAAGAAGUCUUCAUGAAGUUUUCAUCACUACUUAUUAUAUUGAGUAUUUCAUUAUGGAAACUGCUUUGCAUUCUGUCUGUACUUUAAGUUAAGAACGUUAAGAUGAGCCUGGUGGGCUUAUUCUGUUUCAUAUGUGCUCUGACUCUUAAUCUAAUUCCCUAAAGCAGUCCCCAUUUUCAUGUGUUUAUUCAUUUUUUUUUUUAUCUUCCUCUUCAUCCGUCAAGUAUUUCAGCUUUGAUUUACCAAUUUGAAUGAAAUUAGCACAAUUUUUAUUUGUUGAUUGCCAAUUUUGGCUUAUAGUGACUUUUGGCUUGGCAACACUUAUCAGUCCCUACGUUACUAUAAAUAUAUAUAACACUUGGCGCUUAAUAUCUCUGAAAUAACAAACCCAGCAACAAGUUAAUUACAUACAAUACACAAGUCGACAUAAAAUGGAUGAGCAGAGAUGUUUUGUGGUCUCAUGUCUACUCAGUAUCUGUCAGGUACACAAAUAGUGUGUGCGUCCUUUAUUGACCGUGUGUCUGGUUUGAAUGCACAUAAUCGACAUUGUCAGCCCAGAGGGGGAGCUUGGUAUUUCCAAUGUAUCUCCAUCUUUCUGAGUCUUUCUGAGUCAGCAGUCGUCUCACCUUUGUCACAAAGUUGGAUUUGUGGAAAUUCUAAGAAGAACUGUUUCUCUUUUCCUCGUUACAGGGUCGGCAUUUUCAUUCUUGUGUCUCCGCUUUUCUUCUUCUUCUCCCUUCACGGCCUCUUCUGACCCCAAGUUAAGUUUUACAUUUUAGCUCUUUUUCCUUGUUUCUCACGGAGUGAAUAAGUUGGGAUCUUGGGGGAAUAACUGGAGGAGAAUAGUUUGGGGCCGUUGUUCUCAGCUGUUCCCAGCUGGCUGCUGCCUUGGUCGCAGACAGAGGAGCUCUUUGUUCUUGUAACCUCAGCUGAAAAAUCAUUUCUUUUUACCAUGAUGUCACUGCCUGCACUGACCUUCAACGAACUCUGAAACAUAAAAAUAAAAAAACAAGCAAACCAUG
Molecule: messenger RNA, 3256 nt
Organism: Gasterosteus aculeatus aculeatus (three-spined stickleback)
Lineage: Eukaryota; Metazoa; Chordata; Actinopteri; Perciformes; Gasterosteidae
Gene: gask1b
Product: golgi associated kinase 1B
Cellular component (GO): Golgi apparatus
Source: RefSeq, a predicted model, not a curated record